CUUGAAGAGAAUCUCUUGUUUCGUUUGUUGCACUUUUCCGCGUCUCUAGUCUGUGUCUGUCCAUUUUGAUCGGUCCAAUCAUUCUUGUUCUUCAUUGGUCCGAUUCAAUUGACAAGACUAUCGGCAAGCAUAGUCAAUCGAAUCAUAUGGUCUACUUCAGGUUCAGCAACAUUCGGUGCCCCGUAGAUGUAAUUCACCGUUGUUCGACGUGAUCGGUCGUGCCUCUGCCAUCCCUUUUAUCAUUCGGAAUUUGAUUUCACGCCUUAUAUUUCGGUGUGUUGAUGUUCUAAGGCUCAUUGUCUUUGUCGUGCUCAUGUGCAGGAGGAUUUCAAUUGUAUCGUUCUAUUGACGUCAUAGAUAGAGGUGUGCCGACUCCCACUCCUAUCCCAUCGGAAGUGCAUACUCUACACACAAGUGGACCCUUAUAUUCACCCCCGUCGUGCUUCUACCAACAUUUCACCCAUCAUUUGCCUGACUUCCUUAAUAAUCGACGAAAAAGAGGCUGAAUUUGAGUAGGCUGUCAGAGCUAGGAUUUCGAUUAGGGAGAGCUGAGUAUUUAGAGUUUCAGGCUGGCAGAGCUGAGCAUUCAGAAGACCACAAGAUGACGAGAACAAGGAAAAGAAACUGCAUGUACAUGAUUAAGCGGCGGCUCUUACGCCUCGCCUCUUUGUGCGCCAUUUCGUCUGCCCCGACACUGGCAAGAAAGAACAACGUCGCAUGUUCCCUGAGAGGUAUCUGUUGAGUAGGGGACCCAGACACCAGCACCAGCGCCAUCAAGUCGACCUCCAGCACCACCAGUCCUGCUAGUUCGACGACGGAGAAGACUCCGAUCGCACCUAGAUCUACUCCUGUGUCCUCUCCCACCGCUCAGCCUGAAGUGGCCGGCCAGAGCGCUGCCUCAGCUGAAGCAGGGCAGGUACCUAAUGACUCUUUGCUUGUGAAACUGAAAAAAUAUGCUGCGGCAUCGUGUUGCAGCUACUACCCUAAACCUUUGAUUUUCACCCUUGAAAGAGAUAGCAUUAGCUGCAAAAACAGGAGUUAUUAGUCGAUGAUGAAAAGAAAAACUGGUACAGGGACAGGCAACCGACCGUGAAGCUGCUCCAAAAACAGGGCAAAGCUGCAAGGACUUGCCAACCGCUAAGCAAAGCUGUCUUCAAUGGCCGGCUACCACGUGGGACGAUACUAGGGAGUACACUGGUAGUGACUACAAGAUGUGUUGCAGGCUCAGGUAUAAUUCCUAAUUAACAUAUUAAUAUAAAGGAACGUUAACGUGGUCCUGUGGUCGACUUGUUGUAUAGAAAACAUAAAUAGAUGUUUUUGGUCUAGUGUUUCUGUUGUAAGUAUAGUGUGGUUCCUCUUCUACUUCUAUUUUCAUCUGAUAGUAGAUUUAGAUAGUUGACAUCUACUCUAGGGUAAUAUACAUAGUAUCGCACGACUGCCUGAGCACAAUUGUCUACUUAUACUUCCCUUGUUCAUGAUGCAUAAUCAUGUUUAUUCCUCUUCAACAUAUUUCUAACAAAAAAUUCAAAGUCAACUACUGUCUACUGAUCAUACGUGCUGUGAUCCGUAUGCGUAUCAGCUAUCUCAAUACUGUUUGUAACUUCUAUCGUCUUUUCUGAUCGUCAUCAUCCUCGUCUAUCCAAAAUGAUCGCACAACAAGAAAUUAGCUUCAGAACAUCAAAGAUAGUCGGAGCCUAUGCUUGUCUUUAGUAACGGAUGCAAGAUCAUGUAAUAUUGUGCAACUAGAUGUACAUGUAGAAAAUAAAUAUGAUAGUAGAUCUAUUAAUGUUAGUCCGAGAGAAAGACUUAACAAUGGAGGGAAAACUAAAAAGCAGUGCUAAUAUAUUCUUCAAAUUGUAUUCCGAAAAUCAUGAUGUUUGGGACCGUCAUGAGGUCACUGUAGCCGCAAAAAUGAGAAAUCUCCUCUAUUAUUUGUCAAAUAAUACAUUUUCAGUCUUUGAGAACUCCAGUCUCAAUGGUCUGUAA
Molecule: messenger RNA, 1986 nt
Organism: Amoebophrya sp. A25
Lineage: Eukaryota; Dinophyceae; Syndiniales; Amoebophryaceae
Source: the annotation of a GenBank genome assembly